Molecule: messenger RNA, 3692 nt
Organism: Sphaeramia orbicularis (orbiculate cardinalfish)
Lineage: Eukaryota; Metazoa; Chordata; Actinopteri; Kurtiformes; Apogonidae
Gene: mapk7
Product: mitogen-activated protein kinase 7
Exons: 7
Coding region: 68-3496 (1142 amino acids)
Biological process (GO): protein phosphorylation
Molecular function (GO): MAP kinase activity; ATP binding
Source: RefSeq, a predicted model, not a curated record
GUUUGUUACGUUAUUGAGGAACACGCCUCUGUUUUGUUCUGUUUGGUUUGUUUAGACCAAAAAACAAAUGGUUGUGCGUAAUUCGUUCCUAGAAAGCCUGAGCUUCAGUAAAAUGUCAACUAAGGAGGGGGCAGAAGAUAAAAACGCUCAAGCUGUGGCCAUGUCCCCAGAAAGAAUGGCCACUGACAAAAGCAGAGAAAACCAGAACCAGUGUGGAGUUGAGACAACAGGCACCAGCACAGACACCAGCACAACAGCAAAAAACUUAGCUCUGCUCAAAGCCCUCUCUCUGGAUGUAAAGUUUGAUGUAGGAGAAGAGUAUGAUGUUAUAGAAACUAUUGGCACAGGUGCUUAUGGAGUAGUUUCCUCAGCCAGGAGGCGGGACAAUGGUCAGCAGGUGGCAAUAAAAAAGAUCUCCAACGCAUUUGAAGUGGUGACAAAUGCCAAACGCACACUGCGAGAGCUGAAGAUUCUAAAGCACUUCAAACAUGACAACAUUAUCGCCAUCAAGGACAUUCUGCAGCCAAACCUUCCUCACUCUGCCUUCAAAUCUGUGUAUGUGGUGCUGGACCUCAUGGAGAGCGACUUGCACCAGAUCAUACACUCUGGCCAGCCUCUAACCCCAGAGCACACACGCUACUUUCUCUACCAGCUCCUCCGUGGCCUUAAGUAUGUGCACUCUGCCAAUGUCAUCCACCGCGACCUCAAACCCUCCAACCUGUUAGUGAAUGAGAACUGUGAGCUGAAAAUUGGUGAUUUCGGCAUGGCGAGGGGUCUCAGCUCCCACCCUGAGGAGUCUCAUUCCUUUAUGACUGAAUACGUGGCGACUCGAUGGUACCGUGCCCCCGAACUCCUCCUUUCUCUGAAUCACUAUACUUUGGCGAUUGACUUAUGGUCAGUAGGAUGCAUCUUUGCAGAAAUGCUGGGGCGUAAGCAGCUUUUUCCUGGAAAGCACUACGUCCACCAGCUCCAGCUCAUUUUGUCUGUGUUAGGUACCCCUCCUGAUGGUUUAAUCUGUGCCAUUAGGGCUGACAGGGUGCGCUCCUAUGUUCAGAGUCUUCCAUCACGGUCUCCUGUGCCCUUGAGUAAACUCUAUCCACAAGUCGAGCCAGAGGCUUUGGAUCUGCUGGGGGCCAUGUUGCGCUUUGACCCUCGUGAGCGAAUAAGCGUGACACAAGCGCUGGAGCAUCCUUACCUGGUCAAAUACCAUGACCCGGACGAUGAGCCAAUUUGCGUACCAGCUUUUGACUUUGAGUUUGAUAAGCUUCCAAUGAACAGAGAACAAAUUAAAGAAGCAAUUCUGAUUGAGAUCCAGGACUUUCAUCGCAAUAAACAGGGCUGCCGUCAAAGACUGCAGUUCAGACCCUUGGCGAGGGCAAACGGUGGAGCAGGAGGAGCGGCACCCCAAACCACUGUCCACUGCAGUGAGGCCUCCACUGUCAGCCUGACCAAAUCAGCUCUGGUUCCUAUUGCACAACAGCCUCAAGGAACCCAAAUACAGCAACAGCAAAUUAGAGAAGUUAAAUCUCAACAACAACAAGACAGUGGGAUACACACACCAGCAGAAGGGAAGCUCACAUUCACAAAUCAAAUGCAGUCCUUUAAUAAACAGCCUGUUUCCCUUGCCCCCGCCCAUGUGACCCAUCUGCCUCUCCUCACUAAGACUGAAAGUGGCCCAGUUGAUGUGGACAUGCCCAGUGCCAACUCAGAUAGCGGUCAGCCAGAGACUAUAGAUUUAACAACGCCGGUGUCUAAUCAGGACACAGCAUCAGAAACUAUGAGAGACAAUGAGCCACAGGAGCCUCUGCCCAGCAGCCAGGCCUCUCUGACUCAGCCCACCCAGAGCCAGUCCAUGACCCAGGCUCCCACCUCCAUUUCUGCAACACCAGCACAGACACUCACACCCUUACCCACCACAGUGCCUUCACUGUCUCUGUCUGCGGCACAAGCCCAGUCUCUGUCUCAGUCCUUAUCACAGUCAUUGUCCAAAAAUGCCAGGCCUCCCCCAGGUGCAGGAGAGGCGACGAGAAAAGAGGGACCGAUAUCAGAGGAUACCAAAGCUGCACUUAGAGCAGCCAUAUUGAAAUCAGCUCUCAGAAAUAAAGCUAGGGGUGAUGGAGUGACCUCUGUACUCGACGCCAGUGCAGGAGGAGGUGCAUCGUCCUCCCUGUCGUCUCUUCCAGAGUCGCGUCGGCCUGUCACCGCCCAGGAACGUCAGCGGGAGAGAGAGGAGAAAAGGAGGAAGAGGCAAGAACGAGCAAGGGAGAGGGAGAAGAAAAUGAAAGAAAAGGAGAGAAGGGAGGGAAAACAGGGAGACUCACUGGGCGGGGUUCUGCUGAGUGACAAUGAUAAGAGCCUGUUGCAGCGUUGGACAAAGAUGAUGGACAGCCGCAAUGAAAAAUCUCACAUUUCUAAUAACGAUGGAGGAAAGAAGAAGGACUGUAAAGUGAACUCACACUGUAAUGUAGCUAUGACAGAUAAUUCUCAAGGAUCACUGAAUGUUAAAACAGAGUUAAGGAAAAUACUGUCUCAUGAGCAAGUUAUUUCUCAUGUUAAACCUAACCAGCCUGGUUUGUUUCAGCCUGCUAGUACCCAGCAGCCACCGCUGGUGUUCUCCAUGAGCCAGAGGAAACCUCCAGCAGAUAUAGUCGUUGGUGUAAGUGGAGGGAUGGAUAUAGUGACUGUGACUGGUGGCUUUGUUAAAAACAACACACUCAAACCUCACAAUGAGAACGACGGACACAGUGGUUUCAACUGUUUGGGCAGCUGGGGGGGGCACCAGUUAGAUGCGAGGCCAUCACAGCAACCGCAACCAAACAGGACCGUGCAGCCUCCCCCAUCCAGUUUCCUUCAGCCCCAUCUCCAACCUCAGACACAGAACCAAUCUGAACCUCAACCUCAACCACAGCUGCUUCCACUAGAGAGUUUUUUGACCAAAGCCUCGCCUCCCAGAGAGACUAACGGAGAUGUGAAUAUCGGAAGCCAAAAUAACCUUAACUCUCAUCCGAACCCCUCUAAUGCAAACACUGGACCUAUGGAGAAGCUAUGUUCAACUGUAGGAGAGAAACCAGGACCUCAGAGCACAAACCCUCUCUGUGGGACUUUAGGCGUCCCGGCUCAGCCUCAUCCCAGUUUAGGGUUCACUGACACUGGGCAGCCGGGUCCGUCUCUGGCCCCCGACAUACACACAGUGACACUGCAGCUCUCCAAGUCCCAGGUAGAGGAUGUUUUACCCCCCGUAUUCUCAGUCACCCCUAAAGGCAGUGGGGCUGGAUACGGCGUGGGCUUUGACCUGGAUGACCUUCUGAAUCAAUCUCUUACAGAUCUGCAACACUGUGACCGGGACAGUUUCGACUCCGCCCCGCUGUCGGCCUCCCUCUUAUCAGAUUGGAGCGAGGUUCACCGCAUGACUCCAGCGGAUCUGGAAUCACUGCAGCAGGAGUUGCAACUAGGCUCUCCCAUGAUCCUCUCUGACACCAUUACCCCUGAUGCCUGACCCUCGUUUCCAUGGAUUUUAAGAGCAACACUUGGACUUGUGUAAAUAUUAGAUUUUCUAGCAUGAAAGCCUUGAGCAAAGACUUGCACAAUUAAUUUAAAAGUUAGCUUUUUAACAGGAAAUACCAAGCACUCUUUUUUUUUUUUUAACCAUGACAACAUGUCACACUUUGUUAAUAAAGAAACUGUCAUCACCA